Chiloscyllium plagiosum (whitespotted bambooshark) is the source of this 1806-nucleotide messenger RNA. Lineage: Eukaryota; Metazoa; Chordata; Chondrichthyes; Orectolobiformes; Hemiscylliidae. The record is from RefSeq and is a predicted model, not a curated record.
GAGCUUUACUCUGUAUCUAACCCCGUGCUGUCCCUGUCCCUGGGAGUGUUUGAUGGGGAGGACAGUGUAUGUAUCGGGCAUUGGUCUGUCUCGGUCUCUGCACUAACAGCCCGAGCUCUCUCUGUCCAGGCCUGGGCCAGGUUCAAGGGGCCGUGCCGGGAUUGGCGGAGCCUGAAUCCCCGCACCUGGAAAUCGAGGCUGCGAUGCGCGCUCCACAAAAGCAGUGAUUUUGUGGAGGUCCCAGAACGCUCCCAGCUCAACCACUUCCAGCCAUACAAAGUCUACAGGAUCAUCGACAGCAGUUUCAGUCAGGAGAGGAUAUCGCCAUCCAUUCACCUGGUCGCAGUGAAACUGGAGAUGAAUGACAGCAAUGGUGUGGAGAGUUCACAGUCCGGCUUACCCAGAAGGCUGCUGCAAGUGGCCGAGCAGCAGGUAGAGAGUGAGGUUUCUCCUCUCCAUUACCAACAGGCCGAGAGUGACAGCAGCUGUGAGCCCUUUUCUGGGUGCGAGGCGUCUCCUCCUGAAGAAUCGUGCCUUGAAAAUACCUCCUUGCCGUGGAGACUGCAGGCCCGCGACCGAGAGAAGCCAUCACUCACAGUUGACCUGAGCACAGUGAAGCUGGAGGAGAGUGGGAGCGCUGGAAUGGAGAGCUCCCAGCCCAGCUCCCCCAGCAGGGAUGUGGAGACAUUGCACCAGCAGGUAAAAAGUGAAGGUCCAGCUCCCACUUCCCAGCAGGUGGAGAGUGAUAGCGGCUGUGAUCCCAGUUCUGACACCGAAAGGUCUAUUCCCAAGGAAUGUUCUGUUGGAAGCAUCUUGCCAGACCCAGAAUUGGAGCCCUGUGUGGAAGUGAGGACAUGGUCUGACUCAGAACCAAGCGUAAAGAUAGAGGAGGGGAGCAAGAGUGGCAGUGGUGGAGAGAAGGACAUGCUUCCCCUCACCACCAGCGGGCAACUGGGAAUGUUGGAGCAGGCACCGGGCAACAGGCCAACCCGUGAUUCCACAAGGGCGGAGGUAGACAGCAACGGCGAGCCCCGCUCUGGCUCCGAGGUGUCUGCUCAAGAGAAAGGCCCCAACGGGGCCCCCCGGAUGGAGUGCAGCCCGACGCCCAGUGCUGAAGUCACCAGGAAUUGCACCAUCAACAUCAACCCGACACCAGCAAGCCUCCCAGAGAAAAGCAACACUUCUCUGAGAUGCAUCAACAAUUUCACCAUCAACAUCGGCGGGCCAUCCGACAGAGUGCCACACAAUUACACAGUGAACAUCCACUGCCCGCCGCUGGCUGGCCCUACGGAGAAAGCAGUGAGCAGUUACACCAUUAACAUCGGCAGCUCGACACCAACCAGCCUUCCGGACAGAGUGGUGAACAAUUACACCAUCAACAUCGGCAGCCCAUCCCCAGUCAGCCUCCUGGACAGAGUGGUCAACAGUUACACCAUCAACAUCGGCAACACGACGCAAGCAAGCCUUCCAGACACAGAAUCCGGCCACCUUUGACGACAACCGGGAGCGGAAAGCCAUGACCAGCGAGGCCUCCCCUUGCCGAACAGGUCUACCAAGGGGCGAGAGCACGUGCCGGGCCCCACCCGAGAAGGGGAGCCCCUUUGAGGGGUUCUGUGUGGAGGUGGGCUCGCCCCUGUACUCAGCCCCUGUGGGGAAGAGGCACAGGCAGAGCUGGAGAGGGACAAUUGACCUCCCCCCACCAGACAGCAGCAGACUCAGGAAGGCAGUGAAGCGAGGUUGGUGCCUCAGCUCCAGGAACGUGUAUUCGCUGAGGGAACCAAAUACAACUUCAGUUUUUUUAACUGA